Molecule: messenger RNA, 992 nt
Organism: Boeremia exigua
Lineage: Eukaryota; Fungi; Ascomycota; Dothideomycetes; Pleosporales; Didymellaceae
Product: ribosomal protein L13 domain-containing protein
Exons: 4
Coding region: 53-664 (203 amino acids)
Biological process (GO): translation; negative regulation of translation
Cellular component (GO): cytosolic large ribosomal subunit; ribosome
Molecular function (GO): mRNA binding; structural constituent of ribosome
Source: RefSeq, a predicted model, not a curated record
ACCUCGACCUCAACCCACCGCCAAACUAACCACAGCACCAGCUCCUAGCAAGAUGUCGAGUACCUUCGAGCCAGUAGUCGUCAUCGACGGAAAGGGCCACCUUCUCGGUCGCCUGGCCUCCACGGUCGCCAAGCAGCUGCUCAACGGCCAGAAGAUCGUCGUUGUGCGAUGCGAGGCCCUGAACAUCUCCGGCGAGUUCUUCCGCGCGAAGCUAAAGUACCAGGCGUUCAUGCGCAAGCAGACCCGGUACAACCCCACUCGUGGUGGUCCCUUCCACUUGCGCGCUCCGUCCAAGAUGUUCUGGCGCACCGUUCGUGGUAUGAUCCCUCACAAGACUGCCCGCGGUAACGCCGCUAUGGAGCGUCUCAAGACCUUCGAGGGUAUCCCUCCUCCCUAUGACAAGAAGAAGCGCGUCGUCGUUCCCCAGGCUCUCCGUGUCCUGAGGUUGAAGCCCGGCCGCAAGUACUGCACUGUCGGUCGUCUUGGUCACGAGUUCGGCUGGAAGUACCAGGACGUUGUCUCCCGUCUUGAGGAGCGCAGGAAAGUCAAGGGCUCCGCUUACUACGAGCGCAAGAAGGCUGCCCGCAGGCAGUUGGCUGAGGCCCAGAAGACCGCCAACGUUGACGGCAAGACCAAGGAGCAGCUCACCGCCCUCGGCUACUAGAUGUCGACGAUUCAUGAUACAUGUCGGUGUCGGUGAAGUCGUUUGGCGUGGCAUGCAAUGGGCCCACGGGUCCUUUUCAUCCUGUUUACUUCGACCGAUCGAAAUGGUGUCUAGGCUAAAAGAGCAUACCGAUACCAGGAUGCACACGUGUUUAUGGGUUUCUUCAACGUCGGUCAGCGCUGUCUUCAGGUACUUCUCUUCCGGUUAGAAGAAAAUACGAAUUGAAAAACCCAGGGCUUACCACAGCAUAUGAUGGAGUUCUGCUGCAAAUAUAUCCCAAUUUCCCGUUCAUUUGUGUCUCUCGUCUCAUAAUUUGUAUGCGCCCUGA